AUGUAUGACUACUUGCGUUGUAACGUUCAAUAUAUUGGUGCAUUUACUUAUAUGGUUCAAAAGAUGUUUGAAUCAACGAUAAGUAGCACGUUUCUUGUUCGUUUGCAAGUACAUCUCGAGUUCUUGAGUUACAAGAUUGUUAUACAAGAAGCUCUCAGAAUCUCGAGUUCUAAGGAAGUAUACAUAGAUGUGGAUGAAGAUAUUGAAACAUUCGAGCUACAUGAUUUCAGUGAAUUUUUCACAAUUUCGACUGCAUUUGAUAGUAAAGAUGCACUAGUCGAGUGGGCGAUGAAUAUGGCCAUCAGUCAUGGACAUGAGAUUAGGCGACAGUCUUACCACGAGGGCCGACAAUAUUUGACUUGCAAAAGAGCCUAUAAGAGUCGAGGAAAAAAUGCAGAGGUCGAAACAAGCCGGAAGUCCGGUUCAAUAAAGUGUAAAUGCCCUUUUGCGCUAUGGGGUAAAGAGGGUCGUGAUGGAUUAUGGCGCCUUACCAUCAAAAAUGGCAAGCACAAUCAUAAUCCUCAUAAAUAUCCACAAGGACUACGUUCGCUAAGUCGUCUGACUGAAGAGCAACGAGAAGUGACAAAGAUACUGAAAAAGAGCCAUGUGAAGCCGAAGGAAAUUUUGCAUCAUCUGAGGCAGGUGAAUCCGGAUACGGCUGCGUCCUUGAGAGAAGUGUACAAUGAAUCACAGAAAAUUAGACGAGAGGAAAUGAAAGGAAAAACAGUUAUACAACAUCUGUGGCACGAACUAAGUGAGAGUGGAUACAGCAAAUGGCAUCGAACAAAUCCAGCUGGUGAUACAGUGCAAGACGUUAUGUUUGCGCACCCUGAUUCAAUAAAGCUUUUGCAGUUAUUUCCAUACGUCAUCCUGAUGGAUUGCACGUACAAGACUAACAGGUAA
Messenger RNA from Erythranthe guttata (spotted monkey flower), 903 nucleotides. The record is from RefSeq and is a predicted model, not a curated record. Lineage: Eukaryota; Viridiplantae; Streptophyta; Magnoliopsida; Lamiales; Phrymaceae.